UGGGGUGCUAACGUUACGUCACUUUCCCUAACAGCGCGAAAAACUACAGUUCAACAUUUGGCCAAAAGUGCUGCCACUGUCCUCUGUAAGAAGGUCCACUUUUAUUUAAUAAAAAAUGUCCAAAAUAGACAAAAUGAGCAUCCUCGGGGUGCGGAGCUUUGGGGUUGAGGAUAAGGACAAGCAAGUCAUCAGUUUCUUUACACCUUUGACUGUUCUGGUGGGACCCAAUGGAGCAGGGAAAACGACUAUAAUUGAAUGCCUCAAGUAUGCAACAUCGGGGGAACUUCCUCCUGGAUCUAAAGGAGGAGCCUUUGUUCAUGAUCCAAAGGAUGCCCAUGAGACUGACGUUCGAGCUCAGAUCCGACUCUUAUUCUCAGAUGUAAAUGGAGAAAAAGUCUCCAUCCAGCGCUCCAUGUCCUGCACUCAAAAAGCAAAGAACUACUCUUUCAAAAGCUUAGAGCAGGUUAUCACUAGAAUAAAAGAUGGUAAAAAAGUAAGUCUUCCCUCCAAGUGUGGUGAGCUGGACAGAGAGAUGAUUUCUGCUUUAGGAGUAUGCAAGCCCGUGCUGAAUCAUGUCAUCUUUUGUCAUCAAGAAGAGUCCAACUGGCCACUUAGUGAGGGCAAAGCACUUAAAGAGAAAUUUGACUCCAUCUUUGCUGCAACUAAAUAUAUUAAAGCUCUAGAGACAAUGCGACAGCUGCGCCUCAAACAAAAUCAGACCGUCAAAGAAUGCCAAGUGGAGUUACGCUACCUGAAGCAGAACAAGGAGAAGGCUCAGCAGAUCAGGGAGACCGUGGCCACCAAAGAAGCUCAGCUGAUGGCCUCCAAAGACAGUGUCCAGCAGAUAGAGAGCCAGAUUGAUCCCCUUGAGAAUCGAAUGAUAGAAAUUGACCAGAAACUGGGGAAGGUGAUGAAGUUAGACAAUGACAUAAAGGCUUUGGACAGCAGGAAGAAACAAAUGGAGGAGGACAACAAGGAGCUGGAGGAAACCAUGGAGCAGGUGUUUCAGGGUUCAGAUGAAGAACUGCAGGAGAUCUACCAGAACCACCAGAGGACAGUGAGGGAGAAGGAGCGCCGGCUCACAGACUGUCAGAAAGAGCUGGAGCGAGCUGGUCGGGAAUGUCAGAGACUCAAUAGAGUAAAGUCGGAUCUCUUAGUUGAACAAGGUCGUCUUCAGCAGGAAGCCGAUCGCCAUACCCAGAACAUCAGGAGCCGCGAUACUCUGGUGCGCUCUCUGUCAUCCCAUCUGGAGAUGGAGGGUUAUGACCGGCCACCCUUCACUUCCCUGCAGCUUGAAAGCUUUCAUCGUCACAUCACACAGAGACUGGAGCAGGAGAAAGAAACACUCAGGCAGAUUCUAGCUGAUUUGCAGGGAAAGGAGCAACAGAAGCAGCAAUCUAUCGAUGAACUGAGGGAUAAGAAGACGGGCCUUGAGAGAACAGUCGAGUUGAAGAGGGAUAUGCAAGGAAAAAAGCAACAGGAACUAAGGAAUGUCAGGGCAGAUCUGCAGAAGCUUGAAGGGUCCUCUAGUCGGCUGCAAGAGCUGGAAAAUGAAUUGGCCAAAGCUGAAGGGGAUCUGCAACGUGCCGUUCAGAGUUCCAACGUUGAAGAGCUGCGGACUGAGAUUGAGGAACUUCACAAAGAGAAAACAGAGCUUAACCGAGUGCAGAGGCAGCUUGAUGAUGAUAUGCAGACGCUCAAUGCGCACACAACUGCUCGCACGCAGAUGGACAUGCUGAAGAAAGAUAAAAUAGAGAAGGAGGAGCAGGUACGCAAAAUAAAGUCUCGUCACGGUGACGAACUGGUGUCCCUCUUGGGCCAUUUUCCCAACAAGCGAGAGCUGGAAGAUUGGAUCUAUUCCAAGUCUAAGGAAAUCAAUAACACCAGGAACAGACUUGCUAAACUUAACAAGGACUUGGCAUCAAGUGAGCAGAACAAAAGUCAUAUUACUUCAGAGUUGCGCAAGAAGGAGCAACAAUUAACCAGCGAUGAAGAGAAGUUCUUCAGUGUUUGUGGCAGUCAAGAUCUGGAGCAGGAUUUGGGAAAGCUGCAGGAAGAUCUGGAGAAGAUAUCCAAACAAAGAGCCAUGUUAGCAGGAGCUACAGCAGUGUACACCCAGUUCAUCAGCCAACUGACAGAGGAGAGGGAGCCCUGCUGCCCUGUCUGCCAGAGGACUUUUCCUUCAGAAUCUGAUCUGCAGGAAGUUAUCAGCGACAUGCAAUCCAAGCUACGACUGGUUCCUGACAAGCUGAUGAACACAGAGCAGGACCUGAAGAGAAAGGAGAGGAAGAGGGAUGAAAUGAUCUCUCUCAGACCUGUGAGACAGUCCAUUGUUCAAUUUCAAGAGAAGGAGCUGCCUGAGCUGAAGAACCGGCUUCAGAGUGUCAACAGAGAAAUCGAGAGGCUCAAGGCUGAUGUAGAAGAGCAGGAGACUCUUCUUGGUACCUUAAUGUCUGAGGAGGAAACUGCAAAGGCCUGCCUGCAAGACAUAUCUCUAAUGGACAGAUACCUGAUGGACCUGCAGAUGCUGGAGAGAAAAAUUGCUCAGCAGUCAGCUAAACUCCAGGGAGUAGACCUGAGCAGAACCAUCCAGCAAGUUAGUCAGGAGAAACAAGAAACCCAGCACAAACUUGACACCACUUCUAGCAAAAUGGAGCUGAAACGCAAGCUGAUCCAAGACCAGCAGGAUCAGAUUCAGAUCUUGAAAAGUGCCGUCAAUGAAACGAAGGCAGAGAAGCUCCAGCUUAGCAGCGACAUGCAGAGGCAGCAGCAGCUGGAGGAGCAGUGUGUUGAAUUCACUGCAGAGAUACAAGCUUUAACGAGAGACAUCCGGGAAGCGAAGGAGCAACUGUCCCCUCUAUCUGUUGCUUUGGAUAAGCUGCAACAAGAGAAACAAGAGCUGAUGGAGCGCAAGAAGCAGACACAGGAAGAAGGCCAGGAGAAGAUCAGUGUCAUAAAAGAGAGGGUCAAAGCCGUCUCCAUGUUGGAGCGAGACAUCAAAAAAUACGUAGAUGAAGGAAAAGAUGAAUAUAAAGAGCAAAAAGAAUCAGAGCUUCAAGAAACCAACACUCAACUCCACGAGGCUGAGAAGCAGAAAGAGAAAAUUAGUAAGGAGAUGGGAAACAUCCGUCAGGACAUAGACACUCAAAAGGUUCAAGAGCGCUGGUUGCAAGACAAUCUAACAUUACGGAAGCGGGUUGAGGAGUUGAAGGAGGUUCUAGCUAAACGAGAAGCUCUCAUGAAAGACAUGGGCAACAUGCAGGUGCUGCAGCUGCGCCAUGAACGUCGUGAUGCAGAACGCAAGUUAGAGGAUUUGAAGAAGAACCGGAGCAUCGCGCAGGGUCGGCAGAAAGGCUUUGAAGAAGAGAUACUGAAUUACAGAAAAGAGUUGAGAGAGGACCAGUAUGACAAAGCUGAUGAGCGCUACAAAAACAAGAUGAUCACGAUGAGGACCACAGAGUUGGUCAUAAAGGACCUUGAUCUCUACUACAAAGCCCUUGAUCAAACCAUCAUGAAAUUCCACAGUAUGAAAAUGGAUGAGAUCAAUAAGAUUAUUAGAGACCUGUGGCGCAGCACAUACAGGGGUCAAGAUAUCGAGUAUGUGGAGAUCAGGUCGGAUGUGGAUGAGAAUUCAUCGGCUGCAGUAAAGAGGAGGGUUUACAACUACAGAGUAGUUAUGGUGAAAGGAGAUACAGCUUUGGAUAUGAGAGGACGCUGCAGCGCUGGCCAGAAGGUGCUGGCAUCCCUGAUCAUCCGUCUUGCCCUGGCAGAGACGUUCUGUCUGAACUGUGGGAUUUUGGCCUUGGAUGAGCCCACCACAAACCUGGACAGAGAGAACAUUGAGUCUCUGGCUCAUGCCCUCGUGGAAAUCAUCAAGAGUCGUUCUCGUCAGCGUAACUUCCAGCUGCUUAUCAUCACCCACGAUGAAGACUUUGUGGAACUCCUGGGCCGCUCCAGCUAUAUUGAGCACUUCUAUCGAAUCCGCAAGAACCAGGACCAGAACUCGGAAAUCACCACGUGCAGCAUCUCCACCCUCUCAUCAUAUCUCCAUUGAGAGAACAAGAGACUUUGCACAGUUUAAAGACCAACACUUUGAUUGCGGUUAAUUAAAUUCACAGCUAUGUUAUUAGAGAGCUUGGAGAAUACUGACUGACAUCACUUUUUCUGUUAUUUACCAAUUUAAAAUAUGCUGUAAACAAUUUAAAUGUUCUGAAAGUUACUGUUAUCUACAAAGAUGAGCUAACAAAAAAAUAUCUUUUUCAAAAUGUUUUGAAUAAACCUCAAAGAUGAACACCAAAAAACUAACAGAAAGCGAUAAUUGUUCCUGAAUAUCAAUGGCUUAGCUGCAGUUGCAUGAUGCAUUUCAAC
Cyprinodon tularosa is the source of this 4368-nucleotide messenger RNA. It is a transcript of the gene rad50, whose product is annotated as RAD50 homolog, double strand break repair protein. Bases 116 to 4054 code for a protein of 1312 amino acids. The transcript has 28 exons. Gene Ontology annotation, molecular function: G-quadruplex DNA binding; double-stranded telomeric DNA binding; single-stranded telomeric DNA binding. Gene Ontology annotation, biological process: telomere maintenance via telomerase; double-strand break repair; chromosome organization involved in meiotic cell cycle. The record is from RefSeq and is a predicted model, not a curated record. Gene Ontology annotation, cellular component: condensed nuclear chromosome; nucleus; Mre11 complex. Lineage: Eukaryota; Metazoa; Chordata; Actinopteri; Cyprinodontiformes; Cyprinodontidae.